Molecule: messenger RNA, 1461 nt
Organism: Stylophora pistillata
Lineage: Eukaryota; Metazoa; Cnidaria; Anthozoa; Scleractinia; Pocilloporidae
Product: homeobox protein Hox-A9a
Biological process (GO): positive regulation of transcription by RNA polymerase II
Cellular component (GO): nucleus
Molecular function (GO): RNA polymerase II cis-regulatory region sequence-specific DNA binding; DNA-binding transcription factor activity, RNA polymerase II-specific
Source: RefSeq, a predicted model, not a curated record
UAGAAAAAGCCUGCACUGCGACGUGAAACCCAACCGUUUUCUAUCUUGUUUUCAACGCAAAUGUAUCCAAGAACGUACGAUGUUCAGCCGAGUUCGUACUCCUAUCCUCCACAGAGUUAUGCAGGAACAGUGCAUUAUCCUCAUGGAUAUUCUCAGUCGCGAUUUACCAAAUACAGCAACGUUCCUAUACAGCCGCAAGAUCUCUCAGAACUGCCGCAGCACCCUCCACCUCCACUUUCUCACUUAACCGAGCAGCUGAGUGGAAACCACCGCACUCAAACAGAAGAUCGGCCCUCGUGUAUGCUUCAAGAAAAAGCUAUACCAGUUUUCUUCCGUGUCACUCCGCGUCCGUUUGAUGGACGCAGAAACCGUCGAGGAUCAGAGUCCUUCCACGAUGGCGUGAAAGAUUUUCCCACUUCUGAAGAACAAACGGGGUCGGCCACGGAUACUAAGAAAAGAAAAGAGAGGACAGCUUUCACUAAACACCAGCUCCAAGAACUGGAGAAUGAAUUCCUUCGUAACAAUUAUCUAACAAGAUUAAGGAGAUACGAAAUUGCGGUGAGUUUGGACUUGACUGAAAGACAGAUAAAAGUUUGGUUUCAAAAUCGACGAAUGAAAUGGAAGAGGAUAAAAGGGAAGCCUUUACAAAAACGGGGUAGUUAUUCUAUCGAGGAUGAAGAGGAAGAAACAGCAUGAUUGCUUUGGGAUUAAAUAAAGGAGACUGUAAAGAAAAACUGAAUCCAAAUUGCAUAGUAGAACAAAGGAAACUUUGAAAGGUUGGAUAUUGUCAACGGAUUUGGAGACACAAGCUUAUAACUUCAAGGAAAGCAAGCGUGCUGAACGACAGAAAGAGGGAAAAAUCAUCUAGUCAGAAACAAAAGGGACAACAUAGGUAAAAUUGGAAAGAUUUUCUGUACCUAAAAAACUUUGUUAUUUGAAUGGAGGGAAUAUUAAAAAUAGAGCAGGUUGGCGAUCCAUUGAAUAUCAUAAUCGUGGAUUGAUAAAAAAAAAUAUAUUAUUGCUUUUAUCUAUGUAUGGUAUGUAAACUCUUCUCACACAUAUUUAGAAUUUGUAAUUCGUAAUGAAAAGAACAUGAAUGCCGAUUUGAAAUGACAAAUUUAAAGUACAGUGAGAGGAAAUCGACCACUGGAGUUAGUAACUAAAGACUGAAGAGGGACAAAAACAAUGUAAUUUAACCUUUGUCAUUCGUUUUUCUUUUUCCGAAUCCGGAAAUCCUACCCUUUUUCCAAAUGGAGAGAAUUUUACAGGAUUGUAGUUAAGCUUGAUGUAUCAGUUUUUAAAUUUCUUGUUGCCACUUACCCCCAAAGAAAACUACUAUCGGUACAUACAGUGUCAAGUCUCAGCUUGCUAAAAUCAAAAAGAUUUUUGGGGCCAAGUGGACUAUGUGAUCUAUUUUCAUGUACUUUGUGUUAUACCUGUUACAGUAAAAGGUCAUAAUGA